UGGGAGUCCCAGCUUCUGGAGACGGGCUUCCUGGGGAUUUUCCUGUGCCCUCUCUGGACUCUGUCUCCAUUGCCCAGGGGGACCCCCACGUCCCGGAUCGUCCUGUGGGGCUAUCGGUGGCUGAUUUUCAGAAUCAUGCUCGGAGCGGGCCUGAUCAAGAUCCGGGGGGACCAGUGCUGGCGGGACCUCACCUGCAUGGACUUCCACUACGAGACACAGCCGGUGCCCAACCCCGUGGCCUACUUCCUGCACCACUCUCCAUGGUGGUUCCACCGCUUCGAGACCCUCAGCAACCACUUCCUGGAGCUCGUGGUGCCCUUCUUCGUCUUCCUUGGACGGCAGAUGUGCAUCCUCCACGGGGCCCUACAGAUCCUGUUCCAGAUGGUCAUCAUCAUCAGCGGGAAUCUGAGCUUCCUGAACUGGCUGACCAUCGUGCCCAGCCUCGCCUGCUUCGAUGACGCCACUCUGGGCUUCCUGUUUCCCUCGGGGCCCGGCUGCCUCAAGGACCAAGUCCUGAGGAUGCAGGAAGAGGAAGCUCGAGGGGCCAGGGCCCCACGGACACGCGGCAGCGUGGCACGGCACACGGUCAACCUGGCACUGGGCGUCCUGGUCGCCUGGCUCAGCGUCCCCGUGGUCCUCAACUUGCUGAGCCCCCGGCAGGUCAUGAACAGCUCCUUCAACCCUCUCCGGAUCGUCAACACAUAUGGGGCCUUCGGCAGCAUCACCAAGGAGCGCACAGAGGUCAUCCUGCAGGGCACCGCCAGCCCCAAUGCCAGCGCGCCAGACGCCAAGUGGGAGGACUACGAGUUCAAGUGCAAGCCCGGUGACCUGAGGCGGCGGCCAUGCCUCAUCUCCCCGUACCACCACCGCCUGGACUGGCUUAUGUGGUUUGCCGCCUUCCAGACCUACGAGCACAACGAGUGGAUCAUCCACCUGGCGGGCAAGCUCCUGGCCAACGACGCCCAGGCCCUAUCCCUGCUGGCCCUUAACCCCUUCGCAGGCAGGGCACCCCCCAGGCCUCCCUGUUCCCUGAGACACAGCAAGAUUGAAAUUAAGCCAAUUAAUAACCCUACAGUGGCCUCUAAGUGUUCAAGUGAAAGGAAGAGUUGCAUGUCUCUCACUUUAAAUCAAAAGCUGAAGAUGAUUAAAUUUAGUGAGAAAGGCAUGUCAAAAGUCAAGGUAAUCCAAAAGCUAGCCCUCUUGCACCAAAGCCAAGUUGUGAAUGCAAAGGAAAAGUUCUUGAAGAAAAUUAAAAGUGCCACUCCAGUGAACACAUGAAUGAUAAAGUGAAACAGCCUUAUUGCUGAUAUGGAGAAAGUUUUAGUCUAGAUUGAAGAUCUAACUAGCCACAACAUUCCCUUAAACCAAAGUCUAAUUCAGAACAAGCUAACUCUCUUCAAUUCUAUGAAGGCUGAGAGAGACAAGGAAGCUGCAGAAGAAAAGCCUGAAGCUGGCAGAGGUUGGUUCGUGAGGCUGAAGGAAAGAACCCGUCUCCAUAAAAUAAAAGUGCAAGGUGAAGCAGCAAAUGCUCAUGUAGAAGCUGCAGCAAGUUAUCCAGAAGAUCUAGCUGAGAUCAUCAAUGAAGGUGGCUGCACCAAACAACAGAUAUUCAAUGUAGACGAGACAGCCUUCUAUUGGAACAAGAAGCCAUCUAGGACUUUCACAGCUAGAGAGAAGUCAGUGCCUGGCUUCAAAGCAUCAAAGGACAAGCUGACCUUGUUAGGGGCUAAUGCAGCUGGUGACUUUAAGCUGAAGCCAAUGCUUAUUUACCAUUCUGAAAAUCCUAGAGUCCUUAAGAAUUAUGUUAAAUCUACUCCUGUGCUCAAUAAAUGGAACCACAAAACCUGGAUGACACAUCUGUUUACAACAUGGCUUACUGAAUAUUAUAAGCCCACUGUUGACACCUACUGCUCAGAAAAAAAAAGAUUCAAAAUAUCACUACUCAUUGACAAUGCACGUGGUCACCCAAGAGCUCUGGUGGAGGUGUACAAUGAGAUUAAUGUUAUUUCCCUGUCUGCUAGCACAGCAUCCAUUCUGUAGCCCAUGGAUCAAAGAGUAAUUUUUGAUUUUAAGUCUUAUUAUUUAAGAAAUGCAUAUCAUAAGGCUAUAGCUGCCAUAUAUAGUGAUUCCUCUGAUGGAUCUGGGCAAUGUCAACUGAAAAUCUUCUGAAAAGGAUUCACCAUCCUGGAUGCCAUUAUGAACUUUUAUGAUUCAUGGGAAGAGGUCAAAUUAUCAACAUUAACAGGAGUUUGGAAGAAGUUGACUCAAACCCUCAUGGAUGACUUUGAGGGGUUCAAGACUUCAGUGGAGGAAGUAAUUGCAGAUGUGGUAGAAAUAGCAAGAGAACUAGAAUUAGAAGUGGAGCCUAAAGAUGUAACUGAGUUGCUUCAAUCUCAUGACAAAACUUUUAAUGAAUGAGGAGUUGCCUCUCACGGAUGAGCAAUAAAGUGGUUUCUUGAGAUGGAAUCAACUCGUGAAGAUGCUGUGAAGACUGUUGAAAUGGCAAAAAAGAAUUUUAAAUAUUACAUGAACUUAGUUGAUAAAGCAGCAGCAGGGUUUGAGAGGAUUGACUCCAAUUUUGAAAGAAGUUCUACUAUGGAUACAAUGCUAUCAAACAGCAUUGCAUGCUACAGAGAAAUCAUUCAUGAAAGGAAGAGUCAAUCAGUGUGGUGAACUUCAUUAUCUUAUUUUAAGAAAUUGUCACAGCCACCUCAACCAUCAGUAAUCACCACCCUGAUCAGUUAGCAGAUAUCAACAUCAAGGCAAAACUCUCCACCAGGAAAAAGACUACAACUCACUAAGGCUCAGAUGAUGAUUAGCAUUUUUAAAUUAAGGACCCAGCUGCGCCAUGCCUGGGGCGUCCACAACAGAAGCGUGCACUACAGGUCACAGCAGCACUGUUCACUAAAGACCAAACACCCAUCAGGAGUGAAGAGGUGGACGGGGGUCGUGCACUCACACGACGGGACACUUUACUGCACUUGGAUACAUGCCUCGUGACUUCACUUACAAUACGACGCUCACAGGCAAGCGGUGCUAAGUGGAGGGUUGUGGUCACAUUGGGGGACACCGACAUUCAAUCUCUGAACAUUUUCUGAGCUCACAUUUUGUGGACUUCUGUAUGUGUUCCAAUCCACAAUUAAAACG
Molecule: messenger RNA, 3147 nt
Organism: Balaenoptera acutorostrata (minke whale)
Lineage: Eukaryota; Metazoa; Chordata; Mammalia; Artiodactyla; Balaenopteridae
Gene: LMF1
Product: lipase maturation factor 1
Biological process (GO): protein maturation
Cellular component (GO): endoplasmic reticulum membrane
Molecular function (GO): DNA binding
Source: RefSeq, a predicted model, not a curated record